Formica exsecta is the source of this 842-nucleotide messenger RNA. RefSeq names its product 39S ribosomal protein L17, mitochondrial (gene mRpL17). Gene Ontology annotation, cellular component: ribosome; mitochondrial large ribosomal subunit. Gene Ontology annotation, molecular function: structural constituent of ribosome. The record is from RefSeq and is a predicted model, not a curated record. Lineage: Eukaryota; Metazoa; Arthropoda; Insecta; Hymenoptera; Formicidae. Gene Ontology annotation, biological process: translation. The coding region runs from base 75 to 614 and encodes 179 amino acids. The transcript is spliced from 3 exons.
GCUACCCCUAGUCCCUAGUAGAUUUUAGGUUAGGAAAUUGGAGUGGAUUUUUUUUAGAGCAAAGAUCAGCAAAGAUGAAUCAACCCAACCUCGAGAAAUUAGUAAAUAAAUUGAGAUACAAUGUCAAGCCACGUCGGAAAUUGCGUCAGCCCCAAGGUUCGGAGGGACGUCUUUUAAAACUCCGAAAAACUCUGACGGCAUUAAUUAAAUACGAACGACUCGAGUUGAAUUAUCCGAGAGGCGACGAAACCAGAGGUUAUGUAGAUCAAUUGAUAUUUGAAGCGAUACGCCAUGGACCUAUGCACAAGGAGACAAUGGACAUGGCAAAUUUCUGGAUAACCGAGAAACAACUGGUGCACAAACUGUUCAAAGUUCUUGUACCGAGGUAUCAAAAUUAUACCACAUCGUUUACAAAACUUCAUAAGGCGCCGAAUAUUUAUCCUAUAGGCCACUAUGAAAGGGCAAUUUUAGAACUCAAAGGUAAUAUAUACCCAACCGUAGAGCAAUAUAACCCACAUGAACGAAAUUUACUUCACAAUUUACUGCUUGAUGCAGCAAAGAAAGAAUACAGAAUGGAAAAGUAUAAGGAAAUUGCAGAUAAUAUAAAGCAAUAGAAGCAGGAGACAGAGGCUUUAAAGAAUGCUCUUGUACAGUAGGUUAAUGAUUUAAGACUUUAUUAUUAAAAUAAAUGUAUAAAAUAACAUCAUUUUUGUAUAAGAUAAAUUUUCUCCUUUUACUUUUUAUGCGCAAAAGAAUUUAAUGGAUAAUGUUCUUUGAAUUCUUCUAGAUGUUUUUCCAUUAGAUUCAUUUGUUUUCUGAAAUAUACCAAAUAUUGAAAGUGA